Messenger RNA from Stylophora pistillata, 1502 nucleotides. Its product is annotated as vesicular inhibitory amino acid transporter. Gene Ontology annotation, cellular component: vacuolar membrane. The record is from RefSeq and is a predicted model, not a curated record. Gene Ontology annotation, biological process: amino acid transmembrane transport. Gene Ontology annotation, molecular function: L-amino acid transmembrane transporter activity. NCBI's taxonomy places the organism in Eukaryota, Metazoa, Cnidaria, Anthozoa, Scleractinia, Pocilloporidae.
ACAGAAGCAAAUAGCAAGAUGGAUGGUGGUUCUGGUUCCGGACGUUUUCCCUGCCGCGCCAACAACGACGGCGAAAAGAUCCCACUAACAAAGCCUUCCCUGCAAUCGGUCGCAGAAGAAACACCUCUUACUUUCGCUCCCACCGACGAUCAUGGCCUAAGUUUGAGAAAAUCUGGUUUUGCAGAGAGCGUCAGAAAACUGCGUAGCGCUACCUUGGCAGUUUCGAUUUUGGAGAAGCCUUCGGAUGAUCGCAACGCGUCAGCUUGGCUGGCUGGCUGGAAUGUCACGAAUCUAAUUCAAGGAACCGGCAUCCUCGGAGUUCCAUAUGCUGUCCUGAUGGGAGGAUGGGCUGCUGUAGCUAUAAUCGUUGUAGUAGCUGCGGUUUGCUGCUACACUGGCAAGCUUCUGGUCGACUGCCUGUAUGAAGACUCGAAGCGAACCGGUCAGCGCAAGCGGGUUCGAAUCAACUAUCCAGAGGUUGGAGAGGCUGCAUGGCCGGGCUGGGGGAACAAAAUUGUCAGCGUUGUGCAAGUUUGCGAGAUGUUCGGCGGUGUAAUCAUGUACAUUGUGCUUCUUGCUACGGUAUUCAGCGACAUUUUGAACGAACUGACACCCCUGGAUAUCUAUCAGUGGGCAGUCGUAUGCGCGUACGUUGCGUUACCUGGGAUCUUCAUAACGCGCGUUUCCGUAAUAGCCUGGAUCAGCAUGAUCUCCGUGUUUGCACUACUGUCCAGCAUCGCCACCAUUAUUAUUUACUGCAUCACUGAGUACCGCGACAUGUCCUUCUCCAAUAUUCCUGGCUUCCACCAGGAAUAGUUUCCCAUUGGCUUUGGUAUUAUCGUGUUCAGCUACUGCGCGCACGCAGUGUUUCCUGGCGUCGAGGGUUGCAUGAGAGAGCCAAAACAAUUCCCUGUGAUGAUGAACUGCGCAUUCGCCCUGGCCGCAGUAGUUAAGAUGCUGCUUGGUAUGUUAGCAGUUCUAAGGUUUGGUCAAAAUACCGAACAAGUUAUCACUGUAAACAUGAGUAUCAGGCCAGUUUUCAACAUAGUAGCCACAGUCCUUGUCGUCACCAAUGUGUUCCUGGCAUUCCCUCUUUGCAUGUUCGUUGUGUUGGAAACAUGGGAUGCAAAGAUUUUGCCAUAUUUCCCUCAUCUUGGCAAGGAAACACGUUACCACUGGUUUUGGUUGCUCCUGACCAGAAUCAUGCUUCUCACACUUGCCUUGUUCCUGGCAGUUAUUGUACCACACUUUGGUCUCCUCAUGGGUUUCAUUGGCAGUUUUACAGGCACUUGCCUUUCUUUUGUUUUCCCUUGUGUUUUCCAUAUGAUCUUGAAAUGGAAAACCACUCCUUGGUACAGCAUUUUAACAAAGAUUUUUGUGACCAUAUUUGGGUUGGUCUGUGGUGGGUUUGGGCUGGUGUUCUCGGGAAAAGAGCUUGCAAAAGCUUUCUCUUUUGGUUGAGUGGUACUUAAGUUGUUCCAUCUCCUUGUUCCUUAGGCAAC